GGGCACAAAACAAUUAAGUUCAUCAAAUCACGGGUUCCGACCAUUACAAUUGCAAUUGCAAUUCUUAAUAUGUGAGCGAUUUCUAUCAAAACCGAAACAUUUACCCUAGAAUACUGAUAACAUAUUUUAGUUCAGCAAUCUAACUAAUGAGGAGGUUACCUAAUAAACAUUAGAUAAAACCUCUCACAUCAUAAAUUAUAUUGAACAGACAAUUUGUCUAUAACUAAUUUUAUCCCCCUUCGAAUCUCGAAAUAAUUACAUAUCAAUUACCCGUCUAUCAAACUGCAAGGUGCACAUAAUUCAAACAACAUCACUGCAUGCUUAUCAGUAGGUACUGCCCUCGCAGCCCAUAUCGAUGAAUAAAUCGCUCAACUAUCGAAGAAAUUAUCAAUGAACUUGAAUUUUAAUGUGUCGCACGCAUGUGCACGCGUCUCGAACGCAUAUCUACACCAUCGGCGCGGGCGGUCAAUGAUUGAUAACCUAUCGGAACAAGCAGUCAAGUGUUGUAGGGGAAGGGUGUCUGUUUUAUUGGCAACUCUUGUCGGAUCUAAUGACUACGACAAGCAGCGUGGUCCUUAGUGCUUGGCGCAUGAAGAAUAGAGAUACUUGAAGCCGAGCGUGCAAAUGGCUUAUUUAGCGGAUGAAUUAGGGUGGUUCAUGAAUAAAAAAAAUGUAUCUAAGUCAAUCAGCAAAUGGAGUAAGGAAAUAUGCAAAAAAGGGUUUUAUAGUCGGACACAAAUAUUUGAAUAUCCUUGAAAUUGACAAUUGAAGUGGUGAGAAACACCCUAGAAAAAAUAUUCUAUGACAUUCAUGAACAAAAUACUGAACUCUAGAUUGUCACAUAGAGCACCUACACACGGAAACACGUGUCUUGGGCUUACACCGAAGGUAGGGUCUUCCCUCAAAUGCACCCAUCCUGUCAAUCAGUGUCGCAAUGUGUACGCAAUCGGAUCGUUGUCAGUUUCGUUAUCGCGAUAGUUUGCAAUCGUGGACCGCUAUCGCUGCGCUUGUUAUCGUCAUAGUUGUCCAAUCUAGCAAUGGGCUUGCGAAAGCUAGGAAAGGCGAAGACUAUUGUCACACCAGCUUGUGCCCGGUGGGAACUCGCCACAUAGCAUGUGAAGAAAGAAACAAAUUCGGGAGAAAUUGCAGUCGACCAAUGCUGAUUAAAAUGACACCCAAAUAUGUGAACAUGAUACUGAACUAUCAUAAUGCUAAAAGAAACGACUUGGCUUGUGGUACUAUGCGACGUUUCGCUUCAGCAAGUUCGAUGAAGAAGAUGCGUUGGAACGAUGAACUAUCUCAUUUGGCUGAGUUCAAUGCCAAACGAUGCCACUUUGACCACGAUGAAUGUCACAACACCGUCAAAUUCCGUCACACCGGCCAAAGCAUCGGAAUGAAAUGGUUUCAUGGCUUGAAUCUCACGUCAACCCAGAUCGUAAGAGAUCUGAUUCGGAAGUGGUAUCUUGAACACAAGCAAACCACACAGCAAGAUUUGGAUCUCGUUGAGUUCAAACCAAACGGGUUCGUGAUCGGUCAUUUUACCCAAAUGGUUCACGCGGACACCGCCGAAAUAGGAUGCGCGUUGACACGGUUCAUCAAGCACCAGAACAAUCUUCAGUUCCUCCAUUACUACCUGGUCUGCAACUAUUCGGAAGGAAACUUCGAGAGCCGACCGGUCUACCGGAAAGGAAAACGUUGCAGUAAAUGUAAACAUGGCUGCACCAGAGGAAAGUAUCGUUGCCUAUGCCGCGAUUAGAAUGCUUCGCGAUUUGUUCACCUUGAGAGACGCUCAACCCCGCUCGGCAGCCGUCUCGGAGUACCUGUUCACAUUAUACAAUUUUCGAGUACUCUUACAAGCUGUAAAUAAUACUUCUUCCACAUAUACAUGUCCAAAACACGAUAAAAUGAGGAAAAUAUAUUUGCCUUUCUAAAACACGCGUCCUUAACUGCGCCACGGUGACAAAUGAGCGAGAGGAUUAAUAGUAAGUGUUUAUUGUUAUCGUGCUUUAUCAACUAGCUGUACGUGAUAGCAUUUAGAAAUCACUGCUGAAUCAUAUGAACGAUCUGCAAUAGCUGAUCUAGGCGCAGCCAAGCAAUAAUGUUAUGUGUUGGAAUGCAUACAGUGCUAACGGAACGGGAAAUUAAUUGUUAUCUGGACGGAAGUUCAUGUUUCGUAAUUUUCAGUGUCAUGCCUAGAAGCACAAUAUUCAAUGUCAUUAUUUGUUUAGUAAGGGUGUGGCAACGAAGAUAAAUCAUUGCAUUGCUAAUAUACUCCUGGUCGUUUGAGUUCAUCCUCAGAAAAUAUAGGCAAACGCUUAUGACAAUUUACUCUGGAAGAGUGUUAUAAAACCAACAUA
Messenger RNA from Armigeres subalbatus, 2357 nucleotides. Its product is annotated as antigen 5 like allergen Cul n 1-like. Bases 935 to 1756 code for a protein of 273 amino acids. The record is from RefSeq and is a predicted model, not a curated record. The transcript is spliced from 3 exons. NCBI's taxonomy places the organism in Eukaryota, Metazoa, Arthropoda, Insecta, Diptera, Culicidae.